Molecule: messenger RNA, 1586 nt
Organism: Hypomesus transpacificus
Lineage: Eukaryota; Metazoa; Chordata; Actinopteri; Osmeriformes; Osmeridae
Gene: gfral
Product: GDNF family receptor alpha like
Exons: 9
Coding region: 62-1333 (423 amino acids)
Biological process (GO): nervous system development
Cellular component (GO): signaling receptor complex; external side of plasma membrane
Molecular function (GO): signaling receptor activity
Source: RefSeq, a predicted model, not a curated record
CCUUCACCGGAGCUGUCCUGUUGUUGAGGUGCUUAGCGCAAGGUAAGAGGGACGCGUUAAAAUGCAGCGCAAGGCAGCCGUGGAAACCGCGAUACUACUUGGAGUUGUAAUGAGCCAGUUAAGCAGCAUAAGGUGCACCAGAUCUCCACCUAGCUGUCAGCAGAACUGGGAAACAUGCAUGGCCCACUUCUGUUCCAGCAACCAGACAAUUCUUCAACACAUCUGCAAAGAUGGAGCUUGCCAGAUGAAAGGCUGGCGUCGGUGUGCCCUCACCCUGCGCUCCCUGACGGAGGGCCACCCAGACCUGCGCCCCUGCCUCUGUCCUGGGGAGGGCGAGAGGCCCUGUGCCCUGCUCAGACAGCUGCACACACACUGCCUCCCACACACACACACAGGUACAAUAGCUGAACAGAAGAUGACUCCUCCAAUGGACUGGGAAACCAACCGUCUCCAAGAUCCUUCCCUUCCUGGUCUCCCAGGGCCCAGCAGAGGCGGGUCCUGUCUACAGCAGAUGUCUGUCUGCAUCCAGGACAAUGCGUGUAACAGACAGCUGGUUCCUGUCAUCCAGACCUGUUCCAGCAAACCUUGCCAAAACAGCCAGUGUGCCCGAGUCACCCAGGCCUUCUACCGGGGCCUGGCUGCAGAAGUGGCCCUGGGGCUGGGGAUGUGCCAGUGUGAGCCUGGGGACCUGGACUGCCAGGGCGUCCAACACACACUGCACUCUGGCAGCUGUGGGGCAGAGGAGGAGGAGAAGGAGGAGCGGACGUGUCUGGAAGAGGUGGACGGAUGUCUGGAGGACUCGACCUGCAGGCCCGUGCUGGAGGGGCUCCUGUCCCAGUGCUGGUCUGAGGAGGACCGGCCUUGCAGUGCCUCCCUGUCCUCCGUCUGCCUCUCCCUCCUGGACCCCACCCUCCUCCUGCGGCAGCACCCUGGCUGUCUGUCUGCUCUGGUGGCCACGGCGGGGACCCCCCUCCGGCAGCGCUGCACCUGCCGGAGUCUGGACCAGCACGGCCUGCUGCGGUGCACCGCGCUGCACCACGCCCUCCUCAACCACUCACUCUACCAGCUUCCAGUGUUGGAGGCGACCGGUUCCUCUCACCAGCCAGACCUUGUGAGUGGACCCCAGACUCACAGCUGGAUGAGUGACCAGUUGCUGUGUAUCUUGGCCUAUGUGCUUCUGGUCGUGGCUGUUCUGCCAGGGGCCGUCCUGGUUGUUUAUAAGCUGGGGAGGGAAGUUUGGUUGUCGUAUUGUUGUAACUGCAGGACGUACAGAGGAGCAGAGAAGGCAACAUUUCAACCACCCGAGAAAAGGAGUUCAUUAAUUGUUACGUGAACAGACUGAUGUCGUGUUCAAACAUGCAUGUGUGUAUCUGUGUACAUUGUUAUAUGUUGUUAGUAAGGGAACUACUGCAGUUCAACUGUAAGAAUGUAAUUUGAUUUAGGGUUUGCAUGGUCUAAUCCAAUGCAACAAAAUAAUAAUGUUUGAUUCAAUUCACUUUAUUGAUGCUGAAGGAAAUUCAGAGCUGAUCAUUUUUUUUUUCGAUCAAUACUUCCUGUUUACAUUGUGUUGUGCAUAAAGCUUUAUA